AUGCAGAGGGCCCAGGAGACUGGGUCCGCUGGAUCGAGCGACGCAGGCCAAGGCAACAUGGCGACGGCUACACCUGCUAGCGCCGGCUCUCCUGCCGGUCCGUCAGGAUCUGUUCUCGGGCCGAGAAGCGCGCCGAUGCAAAGCCAGGCUGAGCUGAAGGAGCGACGCCAGCACCUGACGCGGCUUCAGAUGCAGCAGCAGCAGCAGCAGCAGCGCAAGGGGCAAGAGGGAGCGUCCAAGCAGGGACCGGAGGAAGGGCAGAACGGCCGCCACGAGGGAGGAGAGGACGGAGCGGAGGGUAGGGACGCUCGGGAUGGAACGGAGACAGGACAUGACGGCGAUUCCGGCGAUCAGGGGUUGGCGAAGGAUGGCGAGAAGCAGCAGCACGAAAAGCAGGUUACUGGGAGUGCGCAAAGUCCUCUGGGGGGGAAUGGUGGCGCUCAGGGGGAGAAUGCGCAGGAAGGGAAGGGUGGCGCGGAGGGUGACGCGCAGGAGGGGGAAGGUGGAGCGGAUAACGAGAAGAAUGAGGGGGGGAACGGGGAGGAGGGGGGGUCUGGAGGAGAGGCGCCGGCGGAUGGCGACGGCAUGCUUGAUGCGGGAUCGCCCGGCCAGCAGGAGGAAGGGGAGCAGCAGCAGCAGCAGCAGCAGCAGCAGCAGCAGCAGCAGCAGAAUGCAAGGACUGGAGGGUCUGGAGGAGGGUCAGCACCACAGGAGGCUGCAGGCAGCGGCGCCCUUGCUGCUGGUAGAGCAUCCAACGAUCAGGAUGCAGCAGGCGCCGGUCAAUCAACGGCUCACGGUGCAGCUGGUCCUGGCGCCGCUGCUGCUGGGGCUGUGGCUGCUGGUGUUCCUGGCCCUGAUGGUAUGGCUGGGGAAGGUACUACCGGGGAAGGUUUACCUGGCAUUGCUGCGGAGGCUAUGGUAACAGAUGAGGGGACAGGGGAGCUCGCGCAAGCAGCAGGGAUAGGCGGGGUGGGAGGGCGAGGAGCAGCAGUAGGAGGAGCAGCAGGCGGGGCAGUAGGAGUAGGAGUGGGGCCAGGAGGGCUUGGAGGAGCGAUACAAGGUGGUGUGGGCGGGGACGGUGAGGGCGAGCGCGAGGGGGAAGGGGCGUGCAGUGCAGGAGGAGAGGAUGCAGCAGCGGCAGCAGCAGCAGCGGCAGCGAUGGCGAUGCCGGUGGUGGUGGACGUGUCGCCAGAGGAUGGUGUGCUGCCUGCUGUGGGCGGAUCCGCCAACGUGGAUGGGUGUGUGCGCAAGCUCAUGGAGUUCAUGUACCACCAGCGCCGCCGCCCUGCUGUGAGUUGCUGUGGGUGGGGCAACAAUGUAAAGUUCUGGCGUCAGUUUGUCGGCCAGUACUUCGCCCCGCACGCCCCGCAGUACCUCCUGCUCACAUACUCUCCCCCUCUCUCCCCCCUCCCCCCACUUUCCCUCCAGGAUAACAACGAUAACAACGUGGAGUUCUGGCGUCAGUUUGUCGCGCAGUACUUCGCCCCGAAUGUCCGCACAUUUGUCGCGCAGUACUUCGCCCCGAAUGCCCGCAAGCGCUGGUGUGUUGCCUCCUACGGCAGGAGCGGCCGCCAGCCCGCGGGCGUCUUCCCGCAGGACAUCUGGCCCUGCGACCUCUGCGGUGCCAGCCCUGGCCGCGGCUUCGAGAUGACCAUGGAGGUGCUCCCCCGCCUGUUCAAGAUAAAGUACGACAGCGGGGUGCUGGAGGAGGUGCUGUAUGCGGACCUGCCCGCGGAGUACAUGCUGCCAGGUGGCGCCGUGGUAUUGGAGUACGACCACGCCAUCCAGGAGAGCCUGUUUGAGCAGCUGCGGGUGGUGCGCAAGGGCAAGCUCAAGAUUGUCUUCAACUCCGACCUUAAGAUCACCCUCUGGGAGUUCUGCACGCAGAACCACGAGGAGCUCGUGCCGCGCCGCCUCGUGCUGCAGCAGGUGAGUCGACUGGCGGAUCUCGCCUUCAAGUUUCAGAACCACCUGCCAGGGUCCCUCACGCCCAACCAGCUCCACUCCCACUGCGCCACCUUCGCCACCAUGUGCCGCGAGUUGACUCACAAGCUGGACGCGCCAACAGUCAACGACCUGGGCUUCACCAAGUGCUAUGUGCGCUGCCUGCAGGUGGUGGGGCAGCAACAGCAUUCUAUGGGCCAGCAGGGGCAGCAGCAUUCGAUGGGGCAGCAGCAGGAGGAGGGAGGGAGCCCCCAGCAGCAGGGCAUGGGGCAGGGGAGGGACGAGGUAAGGGCCGUCACUCCCACCUCACAGCUCAUGGCUGAGGGUGGGGGGGGAAUAGGAGUGGUGGGGGGAAGAGCAGGGGGGAUGGGCGGAAUGGGAGGGGGCCAGCAGCACCAGGGGCAGGGUUUGCCGCCAUUGCCUCCCCCUCAGCAGAGAAACCUCCCCCCACGGUCUCCCUUGCAACACCUUCAGCAGCAGCUAUUGCAGCAGCAGCAGCAGCAGCAACAGCAGCAGCAACAGCAGCAACAGCAGCAGCAACAGCAGCAACAGCAGCAGCAACAGCAGCAGCAGCAGCAGCAGCAGCAGCAGGAGGUGCAAAGCUCUUUAUCCCCGGGCACAGGAGCAGCAGCAGGAGGGGGAGGGGGAGGGGCACAAGGCUUUGGAGCGCAGAGCAUGGGAGCAGGGCAGGGGUCAGGGGCGGCAACAGUGGCAGCAGCAGCUGCCGCCCUGAGAAUGAGCAGUGCCGCCCAGAUCUCCGCCCUCAUGGGAUCCCUGGGGGCAGGAGGGGGGGCGGGGGGAGGGGCAGGGCCUGGCGGUAUGGGCGGGAGGGGAAUGUCUAGAGCGGACAGUACAGGGGAGAGGGAGGCUGGGGGUAUGCACGCUGAUGGUGCUGCUGGGGGCGGGGCGGGAGGAGCAGCAGGGGCAGGAGUGGGGGAGGGAGGGGGAGCAGGCGGAGCAGGUGGGGGAGGGGGAGGCGGGGGAGGAGGGGGAGGAGGGGGAGCAGCAGCAGCAGCUGGUAGCACAGCGGGCGCGCCUCUGGGUCCCCCAAGGCUCAGACACUCCACCUCUGUCAACUCUCUGUCUGGCUCUGUGGGCGGGGCCAUGGGGGGCAUGGGGGGAGGGAUUGGCGCGGGCAUGGGCGGAAUGGGGGGCGCAGGGGGCGCAGGAGGCGCAGGGGGAGGAGGGAAGGGGAUGGGCGGGUUCACCCGCGCUGGCAGUGUAGGGGGGAGCAUGGGUGGGAGUAUGGGCGGGCCUGGGGGCAGGGUGAUGGGAUCAGCUGCUGCAGCUGCAGCAGCAGGGGGGUUUGGCAUGGGGAGGAACCAAGAGCUUGAGGCUAUGGGAGCUGAAAGUCUCGCUGCUGGUGCUGGUGGUGCUGGUGCGGGAAUGGAUGGGGCAGCAGCAGCUGGGCAGGGGGCUGUGGGCGAGUUUGCAGCACUCAUGUCUCCUCCCGUGUCUCACCAGGAAGCUUCCUGGCAGCAGGCCGUUGCUGCGUCUGCAGCAGCAGCAGGGGGGGGUGGAGGUGGGGACGGUGGCCCUGGUGGGGGGGGAAUGGGCGCAGGGGGGAGGGCGAAUGGUGGGGUGAUGGCGAGAGCAGGGAGCUAUGGGGCAGGCGGGGCAGCAUCAGCAAUGAGUGGCGGGGGCGGUGGCGGUGGUGGUGCUGGUAUGGGUGGUGGAGGGGGAGCGGCAGGAGGAGCAGGAGGAGGAGGAGCAGGAGGAGGAGGCGGGAUGACUUUGAGUGGGCUCCAGAGCAUGCUGCAGCAGAGUGCUGGUGCUGGGUGCGUGGGGAUGGGGGGAGGAGCAGCAUCGCAAGCGGCAGCAGCGGCAGCUGCAGGAAACGUGGCAGUGAGUUUGCUGCAGCAGGCAGGGAAGCUGGAGGGGCUACGAGGGGCAGAGGCACAGAGUGCAGUGCAGCAGCUGAUGCAGCAGGUCAUGCUCAACCGCGCUGCUGCCCAGGCCGCUGCUGCCGCCUCUGCUUCCGCUGCCACUGGUGGUGCUGCUGCUGGGGGGGCUGGGCUUGCCGGUGCUGGCACUGCUGCUAGCAUGGCAGCAGCAGCGGCGGCGGCAGGGAUGCUGAGAGAAGGAGCGGCUGAAGGGGGGAUGGGAGGAGGUAUGGGCGGUCAUGGGGUUGUGGGGGCAGGCCUAGGAGGCCUGGGAGGGGUGGGUGGAGCAGGGGGAGGUGGGCCUGGGGGAGGUGUAUCUGCGAUGGGUCCUGCAGGCAGCAGAGUGGCGGCAAUGGCUGCUCGGCUCAGGAGCAUGGGGGUCACCAACCUGGCUGGGUUGGGAAUGGUGGGAAGUGGUGCUGGUGUUGGUGCUGGCGGUGCCGCUGGUGUGGGGGGUGUGGGAGGGGCAGGGGUGAUGGGUGGUGGGGAUAUGCUGUCAGACGGAUUGGGAGGAGCAGCAGGGGGAAUGGUUCGGGCUGCUGGUAACUUUGCUGGUCUGGCUUCUGCUGCAGGCUUGGCCGGACCUUCGGGCGGAGGCGUGGGAGGAGGUUUGGGAGGGAUGCGAGGGGCGGCUUUGGCUGAGCGAUUGGCGAGCCUAGGAGCCAACAUUGCAGACCUGGGGAGGUUUGAGAAUGUGAUGGAUGGUGGUGCUGGUGGUGGUGGUGUUGCCGGUUUGAUGGAUUCAGGUGCGUCUAUGCCUAAUUCUGCUCUCGUCGGUGGGGGUUUAGGGGCGGGUAUGGGUGACGCUGGUGCUGGUGGGUUUAGAGGUGGAUUGGGAGCAGCAGGUAUGGUUGGCGGGAAUGUAGGCUUGGUUGGAGGCUUGGGGUCGCUCGACCGGCUUGCAGCGGCAGGUUUGGUUGGUGGAGGUGUGGGGAAUCUAGGUAUGGGAGCAGCAGGGGUGGGCGGUUCUGCUGCUGUGGCAGCAGGAGCACUGCAAGCAGGGCUGCAGAUGCAAGAGCAAGUGGGAAUGGGGCAUGAGGGGAUGAUGGGGGGUGGAGGGGCCGGAGGGCGGAGACGGGAAGGGUGGAACUGGGGGCGCUGGCGGAGGGGUGGGUGGCGGUGGCGGAACGGGCGGUGGCGGAACGGGCGGUGGCGGAACGGGCGGUGGCGAACAGGCGGUGGUGGAACAGGCGGUGGCGGAAAAGGAGGCGGCGGAAGCAUGAUGGGCGGCGGCGAAAUAGGUGGCGGAGGAGAUGGAGGGGGAAUGGGCGGAUUUAUGCCGUUCGCUCCUGGAUCAGAAGCAGGCAUGGGAGAUAUGGAUGAUGGCAUGGGUGCCCCUGCUCCCGGAUCAGAAGCAGGCAUGGGAGAUAUGGGUGACGGCAUGGGUGCCCCUGCUCCCGAAUCAGAAGCAGGCAUGGGAGAUAUGGAUGAUGGCAUGGGUGCCCCUGCUCCCGGAUCAGAAGCAGGCAUGGGAGAUAUGGGUGAUGGCAUGGGUGCCCCUGCUCCCGGAUCAGAAGCAGGCAUGGGAGAUAUGGAUGAUGGCAUGGAUGCCCCUGCUCCUGGAUCAGAAGCAGGCAUGGGUCCUGGAGGGGGCAUGGGCGGCGGCGGAACGGGCGGCGGAGGAACAGGCGGCGGAGGAAUGGGCGGUGGGGGAACGGGCGGCGGAGGAACGGGCGGCGGAGGAACGGGCAGCGGAGGAACGGGCGGCGGUGGAAUGGGCGGCGGAGGAACGGGCGGCGUAGGAACGGGCGGCGAUGGAAUGGGCGGCGGAGGAGCGGGCGGCGGAGGAACGGGCGGUGUAGGAACGGGCGGCGGAGGAACGGGCGGCGGAGGAACGGGCGGCGGUGGAACGGGCGGCGGUGGAACGGGCGGUGUAGGAACGGGCGGUGAUGGAUCGGGCGGCGGAGGAGCGGGCGGCGGUGGAAUGGGCGGCGGAGGAACGGGCGGUGGAGGAACGGGCGGCGGAGGAACGGGCGGCGGAGGAGCGGGCGGCGGUGGAACGGCCGGCGGUGGAACGGCCGGCGGAGGAACGGGCGGUGUAGGAACGGGCGGCGGUGGAUUGGGCGGCGGUGGAUUGGGCGGCGGAGGAACGGUCGGCGGAGGAACGGGCGGUGGUGGAACGGGCAGUGGUGGAACGGGCGGCGGUGGAACGGGCGGCAGUGGAAUGGGCGGCGGAGGUGGUAUGACAAGAGGUGGUAAGGGCGGAGCAGCGUCUCCAUGA
Molecule: messenger RNA, 6048 nt
Organism: Closterium sp. Naga37s-1
Lineage: Eukaryota; Viridiplantae; Streptophyta; Zygnematophyceae; Desmidiales; Closteriaceae
Source: the annotation of a GenBank genome assembly